Messenger RNA from Nomia melanderi (Alkali bee), 977 nucleotides. RefSeq lists its product as uncharacterized. The record is from RefSeq and is a predicted model, not a curated record. NCBI's taxonomy places the organism in Eukaryota, Metazoa, Arthropoda, Insecta, Hymenoptera, Halictidae.
GCAGUUCAAUCUACACGUUAUAAAGGUCAUGUAACGUAGAUUGACUCACGCGUCGUGGCUUUCCGACGAACACGUUGGAAGCGGACACGUUGGCUUGAUACUGUACAACUACCAAUGAGAUAAGAAUCCUCUUUCGAACCGGCCAAUCGACAGUUGAUCGCCGGAUCAUAGUGUAUCUUCGCGCCAAACACGAGUGAUCUGCCCAGUGAAAAAUUAUCUUCAUUCCGUGUGUAUUCUCGACGAAUUUACAUCGUUCCAAUCGUUCUUACCUCGAGGUACGUUCGAUCAUAUUCGACGUGUGUAUAAUCUGGAUUUCGGGUGGUCGAUCUCCUCAAUCGAAUCGCACAAUCAAUCAGGAUGUGGAUGACACUCGUGAACGGCCUUCAGGCUGUGGCAUCUGCAGCUGCGAACGAUGCGGUCGAAGAUGUAUCGGAAGAAACUGUCGAUGCAGCUGCAGUUCCUGACGCGUUACCAGAGUUCGACGGAAAAGUUCCGUCGCCGCAACAACUUCUCGAGAUACUCGAAUCGAUGACCGGCUUAUCGGACGAAGAAAAGAAUUCUCUCAAGAUGGACUUGCUGAGAAAUAUACAAGAGAAUACCGAGCAAGGCAAUGAUCUAACAAUGCAGACUGUGAUCCUCUUGUCCCUGCUGAGUAUUGUCGGGCUUAUUUUCGUUUUCUUCGUCUACAAGCUGUUCAAAUGCCUGACGGAAAGAGAGAUGAAAAGGGAGGAGAAGAAGAAGCAAAAACAACUGAAGAAGAAAAAGUAAUGUGAACGAACGUCGCGGGAGGUGGUCACGUGGUCGAGAGUGCGGUGCAAGAAAAAUCUACUGUGCAACGUGUCCCGAGCGACAGCAUGGACACACGUUGCGUUGUUUCGAGGAUAACCUGUCGUAUCCGAUUGUAUGAUACAGGACGAUCCACAUUUUAUUAAGGCGUGUUCUAUUUUGUUAAAUAAAAGAAUAUAUUUAUGAGUAAA